Podarcis raffonei (Aeolian wall lizard) is the source of this 2152-nucleotide messenger RNA. RefSeq names its product oocyte-specific histone RNA stem-loop-binding protein 2-like. The record is from RefSeq and is a predicted model, not a curated record. Gene Ontology annotation, molecular function: mRNA binding; histone pre-mRNA stem-loop binding. Gene Ontology annotation, cellular component: cytoplasm; histone pre-mRNA 3'end processing complex. Gene Ontology annotation, biological process: mRNA transport; mRNA 3'-end processing by stem-loop binding and cleavage. The transcript has 6 exons. The coding region runs from base 198 to 671 and encodes 157 amino acids. Lineage: Eukaryota; Metazoa; Chordata; Lepidosauria; Squamata; Lacertidae.
AUUGUUCCGCAGCGGCUUUCCGCCUUCCUUUGUGCUUUUCGUGCAGCCAAUCGCUUAAGGAGGGCCCGCCCCCACUACCACGCGAUAGGCCAGGAGUGUGCUGCAAGCCCCGCCCUUCUGAGCUACUGGAGGGAGAUUUAAAUCCCGGGAAGAUUCUGCUCUGCACCUGACAGACACGCUGCUGUUCCAUUUGAGUCAUGCACCUUGGGAGUGCUGUGGGUGAUGGGUGGGCUCCCGUGAGCGACAGUUCUCUGUACUAUGGGUCAUUAGUUUUCAAUCAUGGGGCACUUGCUGCUGGGAUGUCACCUGUGUUUCAAAGAAACAGGCCUUCAUCCCAGGUCUUUCCUGUUGAAAUGGUGAGUGUGUGUGUAGGCACCAGCCCAGAAAGGACAACAGAAUCCAGGUCUGGCGUGGAGACAGAUGUGGCUGUCUUGCAAAGGAGGCAGAAGCAGAUAGACUAUGGGAAAAACACCAUUGGUUACCAGUGCUUUGUCCAGCAGGUGCCCAAAGCUGCUCGGCAGCUAGGUGUUCACCCAAGAACUCCAAAUAAAUAUAAGAAGUAUAGUCGCCGCUCCUGGGACAUGCAGAUCAAACUGUGGCGACGGGCACUGCAUGGCUGGGACCCACCUGGACUUGAGUUCACAGGAACUGGACAGGGAAGUAUUUGCUAGUUUCUCUUAGCUAUUCCGGGAUAAUCUGGGGGAAGAUGCUUUUGGAGAUGAAAUAUGGACAUGUGUGUCCAGUUUUCCCUGCCCAAAUCUUUUGCUCUAGAGAACUUGCUAAUGGAAUUCAUUCUUUGACAUACUCCUGUUGAACCUUGGUUCCAUAUUAGAAAGUAACUACCUUUUCAUUGUGGAGCAUUCACUGCCAGCAGCCCCGUGACCCAUUUAUAAAGCAAUCUUAACACACUCUUCAGGAAUUGCGGGCCUAGUCUAUGUAGGCUCUCUCCCUGGUAUUCCUUAUCACCAUGGAGACAGGGUUAAUUGUCAACACAGCUCUUGUGCUCCUUGCUGAGAGCAAAUGGCUCUUGGGCUUAUCAAAGUCUGGGAGUAUUUUUGUACACUGUUGUGUGAAUGCCUGUGUGGUGGUGGUCACAUGUGCAUUGAUAAGAGGGAGAAAUACUGCUGUGGUAUAGAAGUGAGAAAGAUGUAGCCAACUUUAUAUUUUAGUGGAUUUCAAUCAUUGCCUAUAUUCUGGCAGUUGGUGAUCUCCCCAGAGGUGUAUGUGGCGAAGAAUUUAGUCAUUUGAGUUCAGUUACCAUCAGUGAUGAAGAGAGAAGCCAUACACUUCUCUUUCAGUAUGGUUAUCAUAGCGGGGAGAUUUCAUCCUUGGCGUCCAGGACAACCUGGGACUUCUUGGCCUCUAAAUGUUACUUCUUAUCAACCAUGGUUCGAGAAUUGUAUACAGGUUCCUUAUGCCUGGUCUGGGAUCUAAAGACAUCUAAUGCUAUCUGCUGCCUGGUUCAGUGUGAAUGAAAUUCUGUUUGCUUGCAAGGCAGGAGCUGGUGGGUCCUCUGCCUGCUCUUUCAAAUGACUGGCUUGUUGCCCAAGGGACCCUGGAAAAACUUUGUAAAGAAGUCUUGCAUGGGCAGUUUGCUGGUUUGUCAUCUUCUGACCACUCUUCUGCUUUGCUGCGUCAUGAUGAUAACUUUAUGGAAGAUACAGAAGAUCAUCCAUACUGCUUCUGGGUGUGAACCAUAUCUUCUGGAAACCCAAAGCACCUGAUGCCCUAGAAGAGGCAGCAUCUUUAAAAUGAAAGUGGAGAGUGGGAACCUGAGCUAUCUUCAAGCUUUUUUCCACUGUGGCCAACUCUUGCUUCCCUAGAUUGCUGCAAUAUUUUGUAAUACAUUAAUCUAUUUCCAUUCUUGAGUAAUUUGCUCUAUGCAGUUUUCACACAGAGAGCACUUGUUACUGUCUCUGCUUCACCCACUUACUUUGAAGAAGCCCUGUUUGUAUCAUUGACAUUUCUAUUGUUGAAGCAUGGGUGGAAGAUGUAAAGUCAGUAAAGUACAUUCCAGAAGUGGAAUACUUGGUGACAGUACCUUGCAUUGGAGGGGGGAAAGGGGGAGAUGAUAACCAAAGAUGAAAAGUUUGAGCAUGAAUUACUUUAGAAGGUAAGCACCCAGGAUCAGCUUAUCAGUGAGUUCCUCAUU